UUAUUCAGUCACUAGCUACAUUUUUCAAAUUUUUAAUUGCACUCUAAAAUGUGUUUCAUAUGGGACUGCACAAAGUCCUUUGCUCGUCGACACCCCAAGUGUUUCGUAGGCUUCUUCCAUCCAUUUACAGUGCUCUUUGUACUGGGGUGCACUGUCUUCUUUGUGGGGCUGCAAAUGUUCUAUGUGGUGCCCGAAUUAUUUAAAACCGAUACGUUGAUGUACAAACUCGCCUGGAUAGCGGCCAUCUUCAUAACGUACAACAUCCUUGGCAAUAUGCUGGCCUGCCACCUCACAGACACUUCGGUGGGAAGUCUGCCCAAGGAUCGGCAGAUACCGGAGCCUGGAGAGGAGCCAAUGUGGGAUUUUUGCGAUGUCUGCGAGAAGCCGAUGCCUCCGAGAUCCUGGCACUGUGUCCUCUGCAAUCGCUGCAUUCUGAAGCGGGAUCAUCACUGCAUCUUCACGGCCACCUGCAUUGGUCACAAUAAUCAGCGGUAUUUCUUCUGGUUCACCUUUUACUUGGCUUUGGGAACUGGCGUGGCUUUAACCACUCAUAUGCUUGUGGUUCUACAAUAUUGCAGCUAUUUCGAUUUAGUUACCAGGAAUAUUGAUAGCUAUAGAAGACUCCCCAGUUGGCUCUAUUUAAACUUGUUCGUCACUAUGUACGCGUUUCCAGCCCCAGCGGCAGCUAUUGUAGUUCAGUUCUUGGCAUUACGCUUGAACGGCACUCUGCAUGACCUCUACAGCAAGACUUAUGAUCUGGGAAUUCGGAAGAAUUUUAAAAUGAUUGUGGGCGAGAGGGGCCUCUGGACCUUCCUUUCACCCAGCAUCAAGAGUCCUUUGCCCCACGAUGGUACCAAGUGGGAAACUAAGGAUACGGACAUCAGCGAGUGUUAACUUUCCAUCCUUACUUAAAUAGUUAAUUUUAAAAUUCAAAUGCAUAAAUA
This is a messenger RNA of Drosophila takahashii, 944 nucleotides long. RefSeq names its product probable palmitoyltransferase ZDHHC24. NCBI's taxonomy places the organism in Eukaryota, Metazoa, Arthropoda, Insecta, Diptera, Drosophilidae. Gene Ontology annotation, biological process: protein palmitoylation. Gene Ontology annotation, molecular function: palmitoyltransferase activity. The record is from RefSeq and is a predicted model, not a curated record. Gene Ontology annotation, cellular component: Golgi apparatus.